Molecule: messenger RNA, 2100 nt
Organism: Adelges cooleyi (spruce gall adelgid)
Lineage: Eukaryota; Metazoa; Arthropoda; Insecta; Hemiptera; Adelgidae
Product: cathepsin B-like
Exons: 6
Coding region: 914-1939 (341 amino acids)
Biological process (GO): regulation of catalytic activity
Cellular component (GO): lysosome
Molecular function (GO): cysteine-type endopeptidase activity
Source: RefSeq, a predicted model, not a curated record
AUGAACAUUUUACAAUAACCUAUGUCCUAUUAUUAUAUUAUAGAUUUAUAAAUGCAAAAAAAACUAUCAUGUCGACAAAACAAUUUUAAACAUUAUGAUGAAUUGUGUUAAUUGUUGGUCACUUUUGUUGUAACACCACCGUAAACCUAAUAGUUUUAUGUAAUUUGUUAUAAAGUAAACGAAUAUAGGAUGGCAGAAUUAUACUCCGACCUCCGCACAACUACUACCAAUUACUAAUUUGUACGUCUCAUUUUUCCUUAUUGUUCUAACACAUUUUUUUAUUUUUGUUCAUAUGAUAUUACAUUGCGUUUUUUGACGGCAUUGUCGGCAACUAGCAUUGCAAAAUAGUUAUUGCUCUAAUAGUUAUUAUUUAAAUCAAUUUAUUGCACGAUGAUAUAUAUUAUACCCUUCAGAGCUACUGGUUCAGGGAGAUGAUUUCCGGCAGACAAAUCAACACUUUCAUUCCAAGACGUUUCUCUAUUUCUAUACAUGUCAAAAUGGUUUUACGUUCGAUUAACUGUUUAAACUGUACAAUAAAAAUUAGAGAAUUAAUAUUUUAAUUCCUAGUGCUUAAAAUUAUUUCAACAUCAACCACAUCUGCAACAAUGUCAACAUAAAAGGGUCCGUAACACUAUUUUGACCUUGGGUUAGAUUAGCACUCUAUAGCAUUCAGAAAAAAAGUUCAAAAGGUUAUCUGUUUAGUAUACAACAUGUUCAACUGUUACGAAUUUCGCGUUACUCCAAUUCAUAAAAUCAGUUAUCAUAAUCGAUAUAAUGUGUAAUGGUCAUUUUUUACAUUUAAUAUAGGUGUACUUUAACUCUUAAAAUAUUUAAACGAUUUUUAACGUUUUGCACGCAGUCUGUGCAGUAUAUUUGCUAAAAAAUAUUGGGUUAAAUUAUUAUUUAUUUUAAAAUGCUGCGAUCGAUACUAUGUUUUUUUCUCGUUUACCAUUUUCAUUUUAGCGUAUUAGCCACAACAUCAAAACUGAGAAUCGUUCCAAAGGAUCCUUUGUCGGAUGAGUUUAUCAACCACGUAAAUUCUAUACAAAAUACAUGGAAGGCCGGAAGAAAUUUCCAUCCAGACACACCUAUGUCGAACCUUAGAAGAUUAAUGGGUGUGCAUCGAGAAAAUAAUAAUCGAGAAAAACUAGAAAGCUUGUUAAGUUACACUAAAAAAACUGAUUUGCCAGAACAUUUUGAUUCUAGAAAAAAUUGGCCAAAUUGUCCAACAAUUAGAGAAAUCCGGGAUCAAGGGUCGUGUGGAUCUUGUUGGGCUUUUGCAGCAGUUGAAGCUAUGUCCGAUCGUGUUUGUAUACAUUCAAACGGAACAAAAAAUUUCCAUUUUUCUGCCGAAAACUUAAUGUCUUGCUGUUGGUCUUGUGGCUUUGGUUGCAACGGUGGUUUCCCUGGUGCAGCAUGGCGCUAUUGGAAAACUAAUGGCAUUGUCAGCGGAGGCCCUUAUAAUUCUCAUCUGGGCUGUAUUCCAUAUGAAAUUGCACCGUGUGAGCAUCAUAUAAACGGAACAAGAGGACCUUGUAAAGAAGGAGGGAAGACUCCUGAAUGUGUUAAGAAAUGUGAAGAUGGAUAUAAUUUAUCUUAUGCUGAGGAUUUACAUCGAGGGAAAUCGGUAUACUCUAUUGGAAAUGAUGUUGAUGAAAUAAGACAGGAAAUUUUUAACAAUGGACCAGUAGAAGGAGCGUUUACUGUAUAUGAAGAUUUUAUAGCGUACAAAUCAGGAAUUUAUAAGCAUGUCGUCGACAAAGAACUUGGAGGACACGCCAUAAGAAUACUCGGAUGGGGUAUAGAAAAUGGUACUCCCUACUGGUUGGUGGCCAAUUCGUGGAAUACAGAUUGGGGUGAUAAUGGUUUCUUCAAAAUAUUGAGGGGAAACGAUGAAUGUGGCAUUGAAUCUCAAAUUAAUUCUGGAAUACCAGCCUAAUAAAUGUAUUUAAGUAUUUACCAUACUAUUGAUAUGUGUGAAAUAAUAAAUUUUAUUUUUUUUUUACUGUAAAUCAUUUUUUUUGUUAUCUCAACUGUAGAUAUGUUUAGUGUCAUAAAGAAAUCUGAAGAUAUUUAAUCCCAAUCGUUUUUAAUUUUACC